CGCCCACCAUUUCCAUAGCCCCGAUUCCGAUUCGAAAACAGUGCGUCAGCGAAGGGAGAGACGAUCAUGCCAUAUUUUAUUAUUUAUUAAAUGACGAAAACAGCCCGUACCAAAAGUAAUCGAGCUCUAAAAUUCCCUGCCAUUGAAUGCAAAAUCUAGACCCAAUCAAUAACACUCUGCAAGUGGAAGUAGAAACAUCUCCGCUUCCAAUUUCCCCAUUUCGGUAUUUGGCAUUUGGCAUUUGCUUUUCCCAGAAUUCCGAAGCCAGGGAAUCCAUGGAUCCAAACAGGGUAGAAGCCGAGCGGUUGCUCGGAAUCGCCGAGAAGCUUCUACACAGCCGGGAUCUCAGCAGCUGCCGCGACUUCGCAAUUCUAGCUCAGGAGACCGAGCCGUUGCUGGAGGGCUCAGAUCAGAUCUUGGCCGUCGCCGAUGUGCUCUUAGCCGCCGACAAACGCGUCAACAACCACCCCGACUGGUACGCCGUUCUCCUGUCCGAUCGCCGAUCCGACGACCUCGAUCACAUCAAGAAAUCUUACCGACGGCUAGCGUUACUCCUCCACCCGGACAAGAACAAGUACGCCUACGCCGAGCACGCGUUCAAGCUCGUAGCCGAUGCAUGGGCGGUUCUGUCCGAUCCGGCCAAGAAGCAGAUUUACGACAACGAGCUGGGGCCGUUCAGCCGGAUCGAUCUCGGCUCUUCGAUUUCGAACAAAUUGCCGGUGCGGCGGGACAGCCGGGCCCGAACCGACGCCGGGGUGGGAAACGACGGCCAGCAGCAGCCGAGGUCGAGAUUGUCGACUUUCUGGACGACUUGCCCGUACUGUUACGUGCUGUACGAGUACCCUAGGGUUUACGAGAGCUGCUGUUUGAGGUGUCAGAAUUGUAAGAGAGGGUUUGAGGCGGUUGUUGUGCCGAAUUUGCCGCCAAUGGUGCAGGGACAGGAGGCUUACUACUGCUGUUGGGGGUUUUUUCCGAUGGGAUUUGUUGGCGGGAGCGGGGCGAAGGGUAAGUCCACGGCCGCAGCCACUGCGGCCUUUCCCAAUUGGAUGCCACCUGUCUUUACAACCCCGCAGAGUAAAACUUCGGUGACUGCAGCGUCAGUGCCCCCGGCGGUGCCCGUGGUGCCGAAUUCAGGUGGAGUGGUGGAUGUUUCGGAUGGGACCCCGGGAUUGGGGACUAAUCGGAUUCCGAAGAAGAGAGGACGACCCAAGAAGUAUGCAUGAGCAGAAGAAGACUCGUUGUAAUGGAAUGCUUUAGGACUGGCAGAGAGAAAUUUUUAGGUUGGUUUUUUGAAGCUGCUGAGUUUCGAAAACUCGGAAGGUAACUCUUUACAGUCUUUACUUUUGCUGUUGUUGAUUUUUCUUUAGAAUGUAAUUGUUGGUUGUAGAUGUUCGGAUGUUCUCUUCUUAAGUUAUGAAACUGACUGCAUUUAUAGAUUUUGUAGUUGAUGUGUAAUCAGUAAUAUCCUUGUUCUGUAUUUUGCCCAAUGUCGUUUCAUUAAGCGUUGUCAACCUGUC
Malus domestica (apple) is the source of this 1517-nucleotide messenger RNA. RefSeq lists its product as uncharacterized. NCBI's taxonomy places the organism in Eukaryota, Viridiplantae, Streptophyta, Magnoliopsida, Rosales, Rosaceae. The record is from RefSeq and is a predicted model, not a curated record.